AUGGAAACUCUGAGAGGCGACUCUUCCAAAACCACCGCUGCUGCCGCGGUGCCCGGAAACGAUGAAGACAUACGCCGAAAUCGAGCUCUAUCGAGUAAACUCUACCUCGAACUGAUUCCUUCCAAGGUUCCUUUAAUUUAUUCGUCUUCAUAUGAUAUCGCCUUUAUGGGAAUGGAAAAGCUGCAUCCUUUUGACUCUUCUAAAUGGGGUCGCAUCUGCCGCUUUCUUGUAGCAGAAGGUUUUCUGGACAAAAAGAACAUAGUUGAACCUCUGGAGGCUGCAAAAGAUGAUCUCCUAGUGGUGCAUUCAGAGUCAUACCUGAAUAGUCUAAAAAGCAGCUUAAAUGUCUCUGUGAUUGUUGAGGUCCCUCCUGUUGCUCUAUUGCCGAACUGUCUCGUGGAGAAGCACGUUCUUUCUCCAUUUCGUAAACAGGUGGGAGGAACCAUUUUGGCUGCAAAGCUUGCAAAAGAACGAGGAUGGGCCAUCAAUGUAGGAGGCGGCUUUCAUCAUUGUUCAGCAGACAAAGGAGGUGGAUUUUGUGCUUAUGCAGACAUCUCUCUGUGCAUUCAAUUUGCUUUUAUCCGAUUAAAUAUUUCGAGGGUCAUGAUAAUCGAUCUUGAUGCACACCAAGGGAAUGGCCAUGAAAAGGAUUUUUCUUCAGACAGAAGGGUCUACAUCCUUGAUAUGUACAAUCCUGGCAUAUAUCCAUUUGAUUAUGAGGCCAGAAGGUAUAUCAACCAGAAAGUUGAAGUAGCGAGUGGGACUACAACAAAUGAAUACUUGGCAAAACUUGACCAAGCACUUGAGGUUGCUGCUGGUUCGUUUGAUCCGGAAUUGAUCUUAUAUAAUGCUGGAACAGAUAUUCUGGAUGGAGAUCCUCUGGGUAGGUUAAAGAUUAGUCCCGAUGGAAUUUCCAUAAGAGAUGAAAAGGUUUUCAGGUUUGCUCGAGAGAGGAAUAUCCCUCUUGUCAUGCUCACGUCAGGUGGUUAUAUGAAAUCUAGUGCUAGAGUAAUAGCAGAUUCAAUCAUAAAUCUAUCGCAGAAAUCUUUGAUCAACAUGGAGAGCACAACGGGGAAAAUAUGA
Messenger RNA from Fraxinus pennsylvanica, 1083 nucleotides. The record is from the annotation of a GenBank genome assembly. Lineage: Eukaryota; Viridiplantae; Streptophyta; Magnoliopsida; Lamiales; Oleaceae.